UCCUACUCUGCCCCUGCCACCAUCGUAUCCAACAACCUUCAUUUCACCCACCAUGUCUACCGAGAAACCUACCGAAAACUUAGCUAAUGUUGAUGCAACUACCUUACAAGACGUGUCAGAAAUGUCAGCUGAGAUCGCAAUAGAACAUGCCAAACGCGCUUUUGCGCUCAAGAAAUACGAGCAUUCGGUGGAAUAUUACGCCAGAGCACUAGAAGUCGUGACUGACCAAGUUGGGGAGGAUUCCCCGCAAGUUGCAGAUUUGUAUUUUUCUUACGGAAAAGCCUUACUCGAGAACGCGAUAUCUCAGAACGCCGUGCUAGGAAAGGAACAGCAGCAGGAGGAAGUCGGUCAGCAGGAGGAGAACAAAGCCUCAAAUUCCACAAACGGCCCGAUUCUAUCGUUCUCUGGAGAUGUAGAAGACGCACCGGAAGAAGACCCUGCGGUUGACCUUCUUGCUCAGAGUGCAGAUGCAGAAAGAGCAGACGAAGGCGAAGAGGAGGAGGAUGGUGAACCGGAAGAUGAUUUCAACGCUGCAUGGGAGGUUUUCGAGAUGGCGCGUUCGAUAUACGAAAAGCAGAAGAUUCUGGGAUCAAGUGACGACGUGUCUUUGAAGUUGGCGGAUACUUACAUAGCUCUAGGGGACGUCUCUCUUGAGACGGAAAAAUUCGACCAAGCCAUUACAGAUUAUGAAUCAGCUCUGUCUUUGAAGGAGGAUCUUCUUCCAUUUUCCUCUCGCCAAAUCGCCGAAGCCCAUUAUAAGCUAUGUAUCGUGCUAGACCUAACAUCCGGCAGGCUAGCGGAUGCCAUUAUACAUGCACAGCAGGCACUGGAGAGUAUUCAAAGUCGGUUGAACGAGCUCAAGGCAGCACAGUCGAACCUCAAACCGACACCUGGAUUGAAAUCUACCACGAAAGGAAAGGGGAAGGGCAAAGCAGAGUCUAAUGAAUCCAUACACAACCUUACCCCGGCACAAAUCGAAGGAGAAGUCAAAGAGUUGACCGGACUGCAGGAGGACCUGGCUCUCAAAGUCGAGGAGUUGAAGACAUCACCCAAUGAUUCAGUGGACGAGUCCGCACCCGCUCUCGCUGCGAAAGCUCUCGAUAAAGAGUUGAAUGCGGGGAGCUCUUCAACCGGUAUUACCGUCAUUAAUGACCUCACCAAGAUUGUGAGGAAAAAGAAGAAUCCAGCCUCAUCAGCAGAGUCGUCCAAGCGCAAAGCAGAAGACGAUGGGGAAGUGUCAGGAUCCGAGAAAAAGCCCAAGCUGGAUAACAACUAGCUUCAAGAGAUGGCGUGGUUUGUGUUUAUGGUUUUUCUUUUCAUGUACACGAUUACU
Marasmius oreades (fairy-ring Marasmius) is the source of this 1333-nucleotide messenger RNA. RefSeq lists its product as uncharacterized. Bases 53 to 1276 code for a protein of 407 amino acids. Lineage: Eukaryota; Fungi; Basidiomycota; Agaricomycetes; Agaricales; Marasmiaceae. Gene Ontology annotation, molecular function: histone binding. The transcript has 6 exons. Gene Ontology annotation, biological process: DNA replication-dependent chromatin assembly; CENP-A containing chromatin assembly. Gene Ontology annotation, cellular component: nucleoplasm. The record is from RefSeq and is a predicted model, not a curated record.